This is a messenger RNA of Carica papaya (papaya), 3256 nucleotides long. The record is from RefSeq and is a predicted model, not a curated record. NCBI's taxonomy places the organism in Eukaryota, Viridiplantae, Streptophyta, Magnoliopsida, Brassicales, Caricaceae.
CUUCCAUUUCUAUUCUCCAGUAGUCCAUUUUCUUUUUCUUUUUCUCCCAUCCUCUCUUCACAGACAACAAUGGCGCACUUAUUCAGGGACCUAUCUCUAGGCCAUUCGAAGAGAGAGAAUACACCACCACCUCCACCCAUAACAAUGCCGACCAAACUCACCGUCACACCCAUCGAUCUCCCCUCCUCUCCCCUCGGCCAACUCGCUAUCCAACUCACUGACUCCGACCUCCGAAUCACUGCCUAUGAGAUCUUUGUUGCUGCAUGCCGUACCUCGUCUGGCAAGCCCCUCUCCUCCGCCAAUUCUGAUUCACCGAGUCAUCUCGCCAACACAAACUCCCCAGGUCACCACUCGCCUAGCUCCCCUGCGCUUCAGCGGUCGCUCACGUCGGCCGCCGCCAGCAAGAUGAAGAAGGCCUUGGGCUUGAAGUCUCCUGGCUCAAAGAAGAGCCCUGGCUCGGGCUCCGGCCAGACCAAGCCCAAGCGCCCAUUGACUGUUGGUGAGCUCAUGCGCCUUCAAAUGGGGGUAUCCGAGACUGUUGAUUCGCGCGUCCGUAGAGCUCUCUUGAGAGUCUCCGCUAGUCAGGUUGGAAGACGAGUUGAAUCGGUGGUUCUUCCACUGGAGUUAUUACAGCAGCUCAAGCUUUCAGAUUUCACAGAUCAACAGGAAUAUGAAACAUGGCAGAAAAGAACCCUCAAAGUUCUUGAAGCUGGUCUGCUAUUGCAUCCCCGCGUACCUCUUGAUAAGUCGAAUUCUAAUUCACAGCGGCUGCGACAAAUAAUUUAUGCAGCCUUAGAUAGGCCCAUAGAAACAGGAAGGAAUAAUGAAUCAAUGCAAGUUCUCCGAAGUGCUGUUGUGUCUCUUGCUAGCAGAUCUGAUGGAUCUCUCCAUGAGUCAUGCCAUUGGGCCGAUGGAUUUCCAUUUAAUCUCAGACUAUAUGAAAUGCUUUUAGAAGCAUGCUUCGACGCUAAUGAUGAAGCAUCUGUUAUUGAGGAAGUUGAUGAGCUUAUGGAACACAUAAAGAAGACAUGGACAAUCCUUGGAAUGAACCAGAUGCUGCAUAAUAUCUGCUUUACUUGGGUUUUAUUUCUCCGGUUUGUUGCAACUGGACAAGUUGAAAUGGACCUGCUUCAUGCUGUUGAUACUCAGCUGGCAGAAGUUGCAAAAGAUGCGAAGAUAACCAAAGAUCCAGAAUACUCCAAGAUCUUGAGUUCUACGCUGAGCUCAAUUUUGGGUUGGGCAGAGAAAAGGCUUCUUGCAUAUCAUGAUACUUUUGACCUUGGCAAUACUGAGACCAUGCAGGGCAUUGUUUCUCUAGGGGUGUCAGCAGCCAAGAUUUUAGUCGAGGAUAUAUCUAAUGAAUAUAGAAGAAGGAGAAAAGAAGUUGAUGUGCCUCGCAGUAGGAUUGAAACUUACAUCAGAUCAUCACUUCGCACAGCUUUUGCUCAGCUAUCUAAAAUGCAUGUAACCAAAGAUGGCACUUCAUGCAACAGUUUCAUUUGUUUGGUUCUUGUCAGCUUUUCUUCAGCGUACUUGUUUAUUUCAAUACUACAGGUUUGGAAUCCACAAGCAAAUCAAGAAGGAUAUGCUCCAUCUGCUGGUGAAGUUUUGCGAGUUAUUGAUGAAACUUUAGAUGCAUUUUUCCAGCUGCCUAUUCCUAUGCAUCCAGCAUUGCUACCUGACUUGAUGGUUGGCCUAGACAAGUGUCUCCAGUAUUAUGUAACUAAGGCCAAAUCUGGCUGUGGAUCACGGAACACAUACGUCCCUACCAUGCCAGCGUUGACUAGAUGUACUACAGGAUCAAAGUUCCAAGGUGUGUGGAAGAAGAAAGAAAAGACAACUAAUUCUCAGAAAAGGAAUUCACAGGUUGCAACAAUGAAUGGAGAAAAUGCUUUCGGGAUAGCCCAACUGUGCGCUCGUAUCAAUAGUUUGCAUAAGAUUCGAACAGAGUUGGAUGUUUUGGAGAAAAUAAUAAUCACACAUUUAAGGAAUUGUGAAUCUGCUCAUGCAGAAGACUUUUCAAAUGGUUUGGGAAAGAAGUUUGAACUCACACCAGCUGCUUGUGUGGAAGGAGUUCAGCAACUCUCAGAGGCAAUGGCUUAUAAACUUAUUUUCCAUGACCUAAGUCAUGCUCUGUGGGAUGGUUUAUAUGUUGGGGAGCCAUCAUCGUGUCGUAUUGAUCCCCUCCUUCAGGAGCUUGAGCGGAACUUGGUGAUCAUCUCGGACACUGUGCAUGAAAGAGUUCGUACAAGGAUUAUAACAGAUAUAAUGAAGGCUUCAUUCGACGGAUACUUACUGGUUCUGCUUGCUGGAGGCCCUUCCCGUGCUUUCUCCCAGCAGGACUCUCAAAUAAUAGAGGAUGAUUUCAAAUCUCUUAAAGAUCUAUUCUGGGCAAAUGGGGAAGGUUUGCCUGCUGAAUUGAUAGAUAAGUUUUCAGCCACAGUGAGAAGUGUUCUUCCCCUUUUCCGAACUGACACAGAAAGCCUCAUUGAGCGGUUUAGACGUGUGACCUUGGAGACGUAUGGCUCUUCUGCUAGGUCUAGACUUCCACUACCUCCAACUUCAGGUCAGUGGAAUCCUACUGAACCAAAUACACUCCUACGUGUUUUGUGUUGUAGAAAUGAUGACUCUGCUUCAAAGUUUCUGAAAAAAACUUAUAAUCUACCUAAGAAACUGUAGUAAUCCAAGUUAUGGAUAGCAAUCCAUGCUAGUUGCAAAAAUGUUGUGAGCUGGACAUAUUGGGUGGUGGUUGGACAUUUAGACGUGAUGGUGUGGGUGGAGGCUGAGUUCUUACUUGCUGACUGAGCCUGUGAUUGCCUGGCGAGGUGGUACAGAUCUUGUAUAGUACGGUUGAAGUAUUUUUAUUAGGUCUACCCUUUAAUGGAGAAGAAUUGCGGUCAUAACAAAAAGAAAGGGCAUGAAGCUGGCUAUCUUUUGACUUGAGAGAAGGUGGUCAUUAUUAUUUAUGUUGAUUGUUUGAGUAUCGUAGAUUCAGGUCUAUUGACCAAGCUGCAUUUGUUUAGAUAUGAGGUUCAUUGGUUCUUUUUAUUUCGUUUCUACUUAUUAUUUUUACUUGAAUGAAUUCUUUUUAGAGUUGUGUUCUUCGAUGUAGAAUGUGCAAUAUCUUGAUCAAUACUUGUAUUUAUUAUUAUUAGCAUGUAUCAUAAAAGAGGGUUGUGGAUUGUAAUUGAUAUUGUUUUCUGCAAUCUCCAAAAAUAAGAGAAGUCGAGUAAUGCUGGAUGUGUUUGUUGUUGCA